UCAUUUUUCUCACAAACAAAUUUAAGAUUUACUGAUUCCCUCGAUAACUUUACUCUAUUUGCUCGGUAAAUAUUACUUAUCUUAAUCUUUAUUUGUAGAGAAGUUUAAGUAUUGGAUAAUCAGUUGGAUCGGCGCGUGUAGACAAGAUUCUGUUUUUCAGUUUUUGAGAAAUCAUAUUCAGAAACUUUUACAACUUCGUUGAAGUAAGCAAUCAUGGCAAUGGCUGAAACUCAAAUGAAUGAAAAUGAUAUCAGAGAAGAAGCUUUUAAAUUGUGUCGAGAAUUUCUCGGUUCACCUUGGAAUGAAAUUGGAUUGUCUGAUUUUAAGUUUGCAGAAAUGGGUGGUGGGCUAUCAAGUAUCCUCUAUCGCUGUUCACUGGGAAAUAAUGUUAAACUUCAAAACAAGAAGACAGCAAGACAAGUACUCCUUCGCUUUUAUGGUCCAAUGCAAGACGCGGAACACAUCAUUGUCCUAGAAGCUAUCAUUUUCGUGAUUCUUGCUGAAAAAAAUCUUGGACCCAGACUCAUGGGACUGUUCCCGAACGGACGACUUGAGGAAUUCAUACCUUCAAAAAGUUUACAUACAGACGACAUCAGGCCGUUGUCUGCAACCAUAGCCAGAACAAUGGCAAAAAUACAUGCUCUCAAUGUGCCGGUCAGCAAAGUACCAGAUCAAAUUCCAUACCAUAUGAAAAAGUGGUUAAAGGAAGUAGAAAAAGAUACGCGUCGAGUGACAAAGGAAGGUUUUUCCCUUGGAGACAUAUUCCGAAACGAAGUUUCUUGGAUAACAAAAGAAAUGGAAAAAUCGACUUCACCUAUUGUGUUUUGCCAUAACGAUCUCCAAGGAGGAAAUAUUCUUCUGCGGGAAGAUUCUGCAAAUAAAAUGGAACCAAAUCUCAUGUUCAUUGACUUUGAAUUCGGAGCCUAUAACUACAGGUCAUUUGACAUAGCAAAUCACUUCUGUGAAUGGACUUAUGACUAUAAUACACCCGAUCCACCUUAUUUUACUCUCAGUAUCAACAAAUAUCCUUCAAAAGAGGAGAAGAUUGAAUUUAUACGAACCUAUCUUCAUCAACUAGUACAAGAAGAUGUAAUGGAUGUUUCUGAUGUAGAAUCAGAAACAGAAAAAAUUUUGGAUGAACUGGAACUUUUUGGAAUGGCGGCUCAUCUUUAUUGGGCUAUUUGGUGCGAAAAAAUGAAAUUUGAAUCUGAUAAAAGUCCUUUUUAUGCGGAACAUGGUAAAACCAGGCGUACUCUUUAUUGGAAAGCAAAGGAGAACUACAUGAGAAAUACAGCACAACAGAAUGGAAUAAACUCAUCUGACAAGAUGAAUGGCGACUUAUAGACAUCAAAAAGCAUUGAUUAGUCAUAUCAAACGCAUUUUAUGACUUUACCUUACGAACAUUUUUUAAUCAUUUAUUUUGUUAGCACUUUUAAUUUUCUAUGUACAGCUGUUUUUAGAAAUAAUAAAGAAUUAUGUAUUUUUUU
Messenger RNA from Parasteatoda tepidariorum (common house spider), 1487 nucleotides. RefSeq names its product choline/ethanolamine kinase. Gene Ontology annotation, cellular component: cytoplasm. Lineage: Eukaryota; Metazoa; Arthropoda; Arachnida; Araneae; Theridiidae. Gene Ontology annotation, biological process: phosphatidylethanolamine biosynthetic process; CDP-choline pathway. Gene Ontology annotation, molecular function: choline kinase activity; ethanolamine kinase activity. The record is from RefSeq and is a predicted model, not a curated record.